Messenger RNA from Bactrocera dorsalis (oriental fruit fly), 3490 nucleotides. RefSeq names its product caprin homolog. Bases 289 to 2472 code for a protein of 727 amino acids. The record is from RefSeq and is a predicted model, not a curated record. NCBI's taxonomy places the organism in Eukaryota, Metazoa, Arthropoda, Insecta, Diptera, Tephritidae. The transcript has 3 exons.
ACGGUAUUAAACAGUGACUGUAGUUUAGUUUGGAGCGAGAGGAAAAAGUGAAUUUGAGUAUCACUCGUAGCGCGUGGAUAGCGGUGCGCGUGAGAUUUAUUUUUUUCCAAAAAAAAAAAUUCCAAAAAAAUUACAAAAAAAAAUCAAAUAAAUUUACAAACAAAAAAAAAAUCAAAUAAAUUUCCAAAAAAAAAAUCAAAUUUAUUCAAAAAAAUUUCAAUACCAAAAAAAAAAUAUUCGAAAAGACCAAAAAUAUACUAAAAGUGUUCGUAGAAAAUUUUCCAAAAAAUGCUGCAACACACGAAUAGACUAAUGGCAAAUUUAAAACCCACCGGCAAAUGUCUCCUCACACUGUUCGUCUUAAUAUUUGUGUUUUCAAUUACUACCUACGCUUUUACGACAGUGCUGCAGGAUACAAAGAACGCAGAAAGCACUACGAAGACACAAGAAACUGAAAUUAAUGAAGAAAAUGAGAUCAACGCCACCGUGGUGAGAAUAUUAAUGAGCGCCAACGAUCAACGAGCAACAAUGAAUGAUGAAAAAGUCAGUAAAUUUUUACUUGUCAAUAUAGAACAACAAAAUGAUACUGAGAGACUUUUAGCAACAACAAUAAAGGAGCAGAAACCACGAUUACAACACCAACAAAAUAAACGCGAUGUUAGUAAUACAGCCGAUCAGCAAAAUAACAACAACCAAAGUACCGUUAAACAAGGUUACUACGAAGAGCAACAACCUGUAGUCGUACAUGCCGAGACUCUGCCCACGCUCGGUCGGCGUCAAGAUAAUUAUGGUGCGCCACCUAGGCCUUAUCAGGAUGCCUAUUAUGCGCGUCCCGCCUCUGCGUACGACGACGAAGAAGAUGAUGCGUCGCAAGAGGGCGCUGAUGGUUAUCCUUAUGAGCAGCGACCUACAGCGGGUUAUUAUGGCGAUGAUAAUGAUGAUCGGCAGGCGUCUGAGGAGCGUGUUGGUGGUGAGGCGGAGAGUGUGGGUGAGGGACGUGCUGCAGGCAAUUCUGCUUAUGACUCAUACUACAGGCAAUGGCAUUAUGCCACACCAGCGCCGGUACAACGACCGAAUGGCGGUUGGGAGGUCGGUAAUAAUCGGCAGAUGCAGAAUGGCGAACGUGAUCCCUACGCUGCUUACGAUGCCGAUGGCCCAAUGGAGGAUUACGAGUAUCCUGGUGCACUAACGCCAUCGCAAAAACAACAAUACGAACAACAGCUAUUAAAACGCCAACAACUACAACCUAGACCGCAAAACCGCCCACAACAGACCACUACAAUGGAGCAGCAACAGCAGGCGGUCCAGGGGGCCGACCCGCACAAUCGACCAACCACCAGCAGCAACAGCAACAACAACCCGCCCACUGAGAAUUCACUGUUAUCCACAUUGAAAAGCCUCAAAACCAUGUGGGACAUUUACCAGGCGUUUUCUGCCGCUUGGAAUUCGCUCGCGACACACCGACAACAACAAGAGCAACAACGACAAGAGGCAGCAAAACGUCGUCAACAGCAAAUCGCACAACAAACGCGUAUCAAUUCGAAAAAGCCGCCCAAAAUCGGCGCGAACGAUAAAUACACACAAAGGAAUAGCAGCAGCAGCGCGGAGAGUAGCGAGGUGACCGUUGCAACUGCCCCAAAUGCGGCAAAACGAGUUAAGCCAAACAACAGAGCGACGAAAAAUCCUAAAACGACAACAACAACAGCAGCGCAAAGUACGACCUCAACUGAGUUUGUGGCGAGCAGCGAAGUGGAAGAGACGGUUGCCAACAGCAGCAGCAACAAUAGAAACGCGGGCUCAAAGGGUGAUACGAUGGCGCGCCAAAAUGCUCAGGGUAACCGUGAGAAACGUCAAAGCACUGACACAGCUGUGACGGAAUCGACUGAUGUGGGCGAAGGUCGUUACAUCAAAGGCGAUCCGCUGAAAGGCUACUACGAUUUCGUCAUCACCGAAGGCUCAUACAAAUUCUGGGCUGUUUUUCAGACUGGCACCGCAUUGCUGAUUAUUUACUCAACUUUCGCCGCCAUUUACUACUCGAAAGUAAAUCCAUUGGUGUCCGAUUAUGACUACACCGACUACUUGGGUGGCGCACGAUCGCUGAGCGGUGGCGACGAAGACUUCAUCGAUGAUGACAGUGACGGUGGUGAAGGCGGUGGCAAGCAGGGACGACGCAGCAGCUGGCUGAAUGCGAUGUUGCCACGCGCUGGACGCACAUUGCAAUAUAUACUCGAUGCGCUCGAUAAACUGCCCGUGGAUCAUCGUGAGGCGGACGAAGCGAUGCGUGGCGAACGUGCAGGCGUAGCGACGACAAAUCGACAGGCGUUUGGUGAAGAUUAUGCAACAGGAAAUGCGUAUGAAAAUGACGAUGACGCUGACGAUGCAACGAGACAAAGCGCGGAGGAAGUUGGUGGCGCAGCGGCGCCUGAAGAAUUGGAGGCAACGCAGCGGCAAGUGCGCGCUUAUGCGGCUUGACGGCGUUAAUGAGUGUAUGCUGUAGUAAUUUCUACGUGCGAUUGGUCACGAGACACACACAGACAGGCAUAUUGAUUUAUAUUUUUUUUAUUCGUAUAUAUAAUGUGCCUCACAUAUUUUCAGGCGCUACAGCCUGGGCAGCUAUAAAAACGCGCAGCCAUAAAUUCUGACGCAAUUAUUUACAAUAGUUUUUCUUUACUUGCUGUAGCCUUUCUUUUUUUGGGUAUUCUUUUAAUGGUUUUUUUUCCUUUUUUUCUUAUUUUUUCUAUUUUUUUUAUUAUUUUAUUUUUAUUUUCUUAUUAUUGCUUGUUUGCCUCAUUGCUUUACGCGCUGCUUGCAUGGCGUCCGCUCACAUUAACGUUAUUUAUUUGCAUGCAACCAAUUCAUUUUUGCAUACAUUUUCAGUUUUUUUGUUGUAUUGUUGCAUUGCAAUUUUUCUUUGCAACUUUUUUUUUAUUAUUUUACAUUUUUUUUAUUUUUGCAUUUUCAUUUAAUUUUCUCUCUUUCGUUCACGUUUUCUCAUUGAUUUAUGGCGUAGAAUUUAUGUGGCACACACUGCCAGUCGCUGUGGCACCAACGCAGACGACACAUUUGGCGCUGUCAUUGCCUUCGCAUAGCUCUAGCGACCACAGCUGCCAGCUUAUAGUGCUUUAAUUUUACUAAAAGACAUUUGAUUCAGCAGUAUUUGGCUUGGCGUUAAGCGUGCUCUGCGAAAUGACGCAAUCGAAAAGCAAUCCAUAUUAAUUUUAAACAAUAAUAUUUUAAUAAAAAAUUCUGUUUAUGUUUUUAGCUACAUAAGGGAUGGUAUUUUUAAGUUAUAAUUAAAAUGCACUCGAAGGUCUUUUGAUGAAAUGCAUUUCUGUGUCUUGUGGCCGAAUAUAAGUUUUUUAAUAAAAAAGAUAUAGAAAUUACUAUAACGGUAUAUAUAUGUACUUAAUGUAAAAAAUUAUUGUGUUAUAAGCACUCAGUGAGCUAUGAUAAUGAAUAUGUUAAUGGUAUAAAUGAAAAUAAAAUUGUA